GGGGUGUUCCAGGAGAUGGGAAAGGUCGAGUGUCACUUCAUCAACGGCACCGAGCGGGUGAGGUUCGUGGCAAGGAACAUCUACAACCGGGAGCAGUGGGCCCACUUCGACAGCGAUGUGGGGGUGUUUGUGGGGGACACCCCGUAUGGGGAGAUCCAGGCCAGGUACUGGAACAGCCAACAAGGAGCACUGGAGCACAGACGGUCUGCGGUGGACUGGUUGUGCCGGCGCAACUACAAGAUCAUCACCCCGUUCACUGUGGAGAGGAGAGUGCCCCCC
Messenger RNA from Neopelma chrysocephalum (saffron-crested tyrant-manakin), 279 nucleotides. Its product is annotated as class II histocompatibility antigen, B-L beta chain-like. NCBI's taxonomy places the organism in Eukaryota, Metazoa, Chordata, Aves, Passeriformes, Pipridae. The annotation marks the transcript as partial. Gene Ontology annotation, biological process: immune response; antigen processing and presentation. Gene Ontology annotation, cellular component: membrane; MHC class II protein complex. The transcript is spliced from 2 exons. The record is from RefSeq and is a predicted model, not a curated record.